AUGCAAACAGGGCUGGAGGCGGCAGAAACCCCGACUCCGAAAUCCACGCCGCCCUCUGCGCCGGGGAGGGGCGGUCGAGGGAGGACGCAGCAGCUGCGCCAAGGAGAUAGCCCCGACCCGAGUUUACUGGCGUUUCAUGCCCUGGGGGGGAGGCAACGCGUCCGGCGCGAGUGCAGCCCGGAUCCCCCGAGAGCCAAGUCUCCUCUCAGCCGCCGCGAUCGGGAAGAAGCUAAGAUGCAUCUCUCGCCGCCGGGGCCAGAGUCCGGCGCUGGCAGGCGGCGGCCCGGGCGGGCGGGCGAGGUUGGGGCGGGGGGGGGGGGUCCUCGCCUGGCCCCUCCAGGCGCGCGCGCGCGCCUUCCCUCCGGAGUUCCUCUCUGGAAAGUUGCCGAGAGCCCCAACCAAAACAAGCGGCGGCGUCUGGCUCUGCGCGCCGACCGCGCCGCCGUCUCACUCGGGAGGAGAAAAAAACACGUGACGGAGCCUCCGCGCUCCGCAGCCCGGCCGCCGCCGCCGGGAGGCUCCCGCCCGGGUCUCUACAUUCCCGGCCGAGCCCGCCCCGCGCCCGCCCCUCUCCGCCCCCCGGCUGUGCCGCAGAGGCGCCGGCGCCCGGCCUCGGCACCACGCUCGGGCAGCGCCCCUAUGCGGCCGGCCGCCCGGGCUCAGAGCCGGCCUCCGCGCGCCACCCAGGGCGCCCCAGGCCCGCAGGAAUCCCCGCCGCGGGCGCGGGCGGGGGUGUUUGGGUGUCUCCCCGAAAGCACGAGGGGAGUCUGGGAAAACGGGGGAGGGGGGCGAGCCCGGGAAGACGCAGGAGUGAGGGUGGGGGGCGACGGGGGGGCACUGCGGCUACUGGGCCCUGCGUGGGAGGGCCCGAGUAGGGGGGGACUCGAGAGCUGGGCUGGAUCUUACCUAACAGGAGACCCUCCCCAGUCGCCAGCUCUCAAGCACUGCCCGAUGCUCGCGACAGUGGAGGCGCUGGGCAUGCGCUGGGCAGGAAGGACCCGCUGGGCUGCGGAGGAGCCAGCCUGGGCCUAA
Rangifer tarandus platyrhynchus (Svalbard reindeer) is the source of this 1032-nucleotide messenger RNA. The record is from the annotation of a GenBank genome assembly. NCBI's taxonomy places the organism in Eukaryota, Metazoa, Chordata, Mammalia, Artiodactyla, Cervidae.